AAAAUAUGCCAAUAAGCGAUAAAAACUGGCUAAUUUCCGGUUUAACGGUUUUUCGCUUUCACCAUGUGAACCUACGUUGCCUCGGGCUGGUACCACCAGCAAACCGUCGUUACAGAUACUUAUAUUAUAUAUACUCCUUGCUGCUCAACUCGCUCGUAACCAUCUGCUAUCCCGCACAUCUGAUGAUUGGACUCUUCCAGAUGGAACAGAAAUCGGAUAUUUUCAAAAAUAUUUGCGUUAAUUUCACUGUUUUGGCGUGCAGCAUCAAGACAGCAGCCUUGUGGUGGCGCCUGACAGACAUUGAGCAGAUUUAUGCCCUCAUUGCGAAGCUUGAUGAGCGCAUUACGCAACCGGAAGACAUGCAGUUUUACGCGUCCGACACACUGCGUCGCGCUAAACGCGUGCUGAAUUUUUUAAUACUCGUGGGCGUUUGCGCGUUCGUCGCAUCCGAGGCCGCCACUAUUUUUGCCGGCAUCAUAGGUGAAUGGCACUUAAUGUAUCCGGCAUAUUUUCCGUUCGACAUAGAAGGGCAUUACGUGGCGGCACAUCUCUAUCAGGCUACUGGCAUACUAUUGAUUUUUCAAAAUCUCACCAACGACUCAUUUCCGACUAUGGCACUAACCAUACUCGCCGGCCAUACACGCCUGCUGGGCAAACGCAUUGCGCGUAUUGGCAAUACGGAGGGUGUUGAACAGCUGCAGCGUUGCAUUGAGGACUACAAGGAUUUGCUUGACUUUCGCAUUGCAAUACAAUCGUUUAUUUCCGUUACUGCUUUCGUGCAGCUGCUCGCCACCGGCAUCAACAUGUGCGUCGUGAUAUUUUACGUGAUCUUCUAUGUGAAUGAAGUUUUAUGGUUCGUCUAUUAUAUGGUUUAUUUGGUGGCAAUGCCAUUAGAAAUAUUCCCGUUAUGCUAUUAUGGCACUUGCAUGCAGUUGGAAUUCGAACAGCUGACUUACGCCAUAUUUUCCUGCAAUUGGAUGGACCAGUCUGCCGUCUUUAAGCAAAAUCUACGCAUUUUCAUCGAGCAAACGUUGCGUAAGCAAAUUGUUGUUACAGGCGGCAUGUUUCCCGUUAAUUUGGACACAUUUUUCGCCACGCUGAAGGGCGCCUAUUCCCUUUUUGCUGUGGUGAAGCAAAUGAAGUGAACAUUAAAAGUUACUUAUCUUCAAAGAAAUUUUGUAACAAUUCUACUACUUAUAAUAAAAACAAUUUAAAUUUCAUAUAUGUACAUACAUUGCAUAUAAUUAGUCAAAAUAAGAUUAUUAUAAAGCUCUCCGCGUAAUUUACGGCCGAUGUCUAAUUCAACACCAUAUUGUGCGUGUUUAGUCUGUGCCGUUAUCUUACGUUGGAAAGUCCCUAAACGACUUUAUCUAAACAUUAAGCUCUACACUAUUUGCACACAAGUGUACGUAUUUAUUUAAUUGUGUAAAUCAAGUGCGCUCACAUUAACCACACGAAAAUUUAAUUUCUCCAGCGUUUUUCAAAAACGCCAAUCUAAAACGUUUGGUGAAAAAACAACGCUGCAAUUUGCUGAAUUUAAGAAAAGUGAAUAAAUAGCAUCGCAUGUGUCAUCACAGAAGUGUGCAGCGCAAAUGAUUGGUUUUGGCACGCAAUUCUUAGUCACACAACGCCUCUAAGCGAUCGCCCAUUUGACUUUUAUUUGAGUGCAUCGUAAUAAAACCAAUUAGAGAAAAGUCAUGUAUUUAUUGUGGAAUAAGGUUUUCAUAUGCAUGCCUAUCUGCAUUCUUACGUAUGUAUGUACUGUAGUUUUCAAAAUUAUGACCGAGAACUCUGUGCAAAAUCACAGAAAAUCACGAAGUCGCUGAAAUUGCGAUUAAAAUGAUUGUUUCUGGAAUAAUUGCACCACAUUAUGCGCACUUGCAAGAUUCUUCUAUACUGGGGACGGAGCUGUUCUUUCACUCUCAGUCAGAACCUUACCAGUUUUAAGGUUAAACAACUGGUCCACUUAAGCUUUUCGGCGGAACUAUUUUUGAAUAGUAUCAUACCAAGCAGGUCUUGCCAUAAUAGAGAAAAACAGCCAUAGCUCGACGUACUAUACAUAUUUUUCCGGAUAAAUAAGACAAACUGCAAAAAUGUGGUCUGGAAAAAAAAUUUGUAAAUAAGAAAAUUAUUUAAAGAAAUCUAGCGAAUGUAUGCGAUAAUACACACUUUUUUGGCCGAAUUCCAGUUUAAUAUUCAAUGCCGUGUUCAAAAAGUAAGAUUAGGUUAAGUGAGGUUUGAUGGCUGAACCAGUGACUACUACAUGCAGUCUUUUGUAAGGCCAUGAUAAUAUAACUCCUGUAAUUAGAACCUGUGGAUUAGCGAAAACCCCUUGUUGCCGAUAAAAAUUUGCUCAGGAUUUUAAAUUCUAUUCCCACCAGUUCGCUGAAUUUGUUUAUGAAAUGUAACUUCACUGAUUCUUCCUAAAAAAUUUCACCUCCUUCAAAGUAAUCCCCGUCCGACAAAACAUACUUUUGCCAACGCUUUUACCAGUCCCCAAAAACAGAAUUGUCUUUUUUAUUUAAUACCUUCUAUUAGGUUUUUGUCUCCUCAAUCGUGGCAAACCGAGUCCCUUAUGAGUUUGUUGAAUAACCAGAAUUCGCAUUGAGCUACAUCAGUGUUGGUUGCGGACCGAGUCAUGAAGAUCCAACACAGUAUGUCAUGGUGCAUUUUCGUGAUGAAGAAACUCAGAGUCGGUCGCCAAAAAUUCCAACCGUUUCAGACGAAUAGCUUAACGCAAACCCUCGCUCAAUAAUAUUUCUGUUGACAGUUUGUCUCAGCGGAAGGUAUUUAUAGAACACUAACAAACUUCCAAUACUAUUUUUGAAGUAUGAUUUCUCAUUUGCUUCAAAAUGAAACUAAAUCUGGCCAAUUAAACGCAAGAUUUACUUCUAGCGAACGUUCUCUUGAGUUGUAAGAAUAAGAAAAGAUAUCUGGAGAUCAGUUCUGGUGAAUGUGGAAACAAGUCAGAGUUUACUUAAUGCAAUUCUCAUCUUUUUUAUGGAUUUCUCAUACGGUACAUUAUCUUGAUGAGACAGCACUUUCUUGUUCUUCAAAUGAGGACCUUUGGCCUUUUUUCUACGGUUGCGUCCUUCGAACAUUAUAACAGUUUUGCUUUUCAUACUAUAAACAUGAUUUUGGACUAUUUCCACCCUGUGGAUUCAGAUCAUCGUAUGUACUGGAAAGACUGUCGGUUGAAAUAUUAGAGUUUUAGCAUGAGAAGUUCGGAUUUACAACUGGUAGCACCAUUAGUAGCAUUCGAGAUAUUCUUGAUUUCUUUUUUCCUAAACUUAACCCGCCAAAGAUGUUCGAAAUGUUCAGAGUUGUAUUCGGAGAUGUAGUGGGUGUAAUGAAUAUAAUAUACACAAUUUCCAACAAUAAACAACAACAACAAAUUUGAUCAUGCAGGGGCCAACUGCGUUGUAAAAUACUUAUCAGGGCUUACUAAAAUUUGACCGUGUUUUCUCCUUCGCAUGAUUAAUGUGAAAUUUACGUUUACGGCUACAAAAUUCUUGAAAGUAUUUAUUCGCAUGUGCCUCUAUGCAUUUCGCUAGAAUUAUAUGCAGCACCUAGCGUCUGGAAAUAAAUAUGUAUUUGUUCAGUGUUUAUUCGUGUUUCAUUACUGUGUCGUCUAGUGUAAAAUCAACAAGCUUUACUCACGGCUAACAAAAUGACUUGCAAUCCCCACACACUAAUGGCAAAAAAAUAAAUAAAAAGAAAACAAUUCUAAAAUGUUUAUAUUAGCGAUCGAAUUGCAUUAUUGAUUGUUUUUCUUUUUGCGAUUUUAAUUUGUAAAACUUCGAAUAUUCGCCAUUUGCGUUUAGCUUGCAUUAUGGCGAAUAAAUAUUUGCAAUCGAUUCCAUUUAUAUUUCAAUAUUAUUUUUCCGAUCUGCUUAUUCAUGUGUUUAUGCACUUAUCCUAUUUACGAGUACAUAUGUACAUACGACUAUACGUUACGUACAUAUGUAUGGUAUAAAUUUAUGUGCGUUAAUUAGUUAUUCCCGAUUGCCAGUCUUUAUUGCAAGAGAAGAGGCUUUCUUCUAGGAUUUUUACAAACUGAUCGCUUAAGAAUUAAAAAAUAUUUUUUUUAAGUUUCUACCACGGGAGUAUACUCCAAUGAUCUUAACAUUUCUAUUUCUAUCCGCCUACUAAAUUCAGCCAGUAUCUUCCAAGCGAAAGUACUAGUUUGGAGCAAGCCUGUGAAGUCCUAUUGAAUAACUACGGUGGGGCAGAGAGCAACCAUAUACCGGGACAACCAGGCGGCAUUGUUUGGCUUAUCGACGCUACACAUCCAUAAUUUUGGUUCCCUUUCAAAGGAAAAUGUUGCCAAAAUUGGCAGACCAGUUGGCAAAUCUAAGAGCCUCUUUAGACAAAUCCGAGACCAAGUCAACUGGCAAAGAUCAAAAGAGAGUUUUAUAUAUACUUUGUGCAAAUAGCUCAGAUCAGAUGGAACUCAAUACAAGCCGCAGAUAACAAAAUAUACAUACAUAUGUGGUCCAAAUAUGCCAGACACCAAAUUUUCGACUUCUGAGUAGGAAUCGAAGUGCUGCUCAGCCUAUGGAUGAAAACAAAUGGUAGCAGCUGCCAGCCAAGUACUUUGAUUGCAACCUGAACAAAAUUACGUUGGUCCAAAUUGAUCAUUUGUUGCCUGUAUUGCUUACAAUUAACAGCUUCACCAAGUUUUGGAAGCUCAAGACCACAUCCUUCUGAUGCAACUGAGCACAGAGCAUGGACUUCUUACCGAAUCGAUCGGUCCUUAUCCGUCUUUUCCGUCUGAAUCAACUUUGAAAUAUCUACAACCUCAAAAGAUUUUCCCUGAUACAUACGAGUUUAUUUGAGGUUUUAUUAUGGUUAAGCUAAGACUAUCCGUUUCUGAGAUUUAACGAUAAAAAACAGUUGUCACAAACGCGCUAAGUACACUACCUCAUAGAUGGCGUGGAAAGUGUUUAGGAGCAAAUUGUGUAUGGGAAGAAUUCCGAUCGUAAAUACUUUUCCACAUAAAAACACAGAGAGACUCUCGAGUAGUAUUACAUAGCAAUAAAACACGCUCUAUAAGCCACUUUACUAAACAAAUAUUAACAAUUGUUUACGCACCUAUUCGAACUAGUAUUUGUAUAAACUUUGUUCCUAUUUGUUUGGCAAACUGACGGCGAUUCUUAAAGAUGCAUGUAAAUGCUAAUUGUUAAUAUUUAAUAUUUGUCCUUGUAUGCAUUGUCGUUCCUUUCCGGUUGGGUGCGACGCUGCACUUGUCAAUAGAAUUUACAGGAAAUACGUCAGUUAUUUCAGCCACGUAAUAUUGAAAGCUCUCAAAAACGUUUAUUCAGAAAGUAAAUGACAAAAUAAAUGUUGUCAUUGAGGGCAAGCGGAUUUGUGACCUAUACAACUCAUGGUAAAAGGCUUUCUACAAGAAAUCGCUAAUAUGAAUAUAAAUUGUCGAAUUUAUCACCCUGUCAGAAGUUUGUGAGUUUAUUUAUAAUAAAGACACUUUUUUGCGAAAGCUUAAUGAAAAAACUGAUUUACAACAUCCUGUACUAGUUAAAGGGUUGUAGUUAUAUUUAAACCCCGUAAUUGUAUUCAGUUUUUUAAGAGUUUUACAAUAAAUUAUUUAUGUAAAUUUCCUUCUGAUGUCGAGAAACUGUCUAUAAAUUUUACUAAAUUAACCAAAACACUGCUCAACUCAUUAAGUCAGCCGUUUUCACCGAGUUCACAUUGGUGUCAUAGUACAAUUUUUUUACUUUUUCUAAAAAACCUUGUAUAAAAUAGUCAUAUUUUCCAUAGCAGGAGGUGAAGAGCAUGUUAUUGUUAUUACAGCGUCUAAAAAAAAUCCGUUUAGUGGUAAAAAGUUUAGUUAGCGGUUCAGAAAACGCGCCGAUUGAACGUGGUCGGAUUAUAACAAGAAAGAUUUUAUAUUUAUAGGUUUCAGUGGGUAUGUACUUUGAAGGGAUUAUUGUUUUGGUAGGCGUUUUAUGAACGAAGUAUCUUUAAUAUGUUGAGGUCAAAAUUAAUUCAAUAGAGUUUAAUCUACUGCAGUAUCUAGAUCGUAAUUGUCUAGACUUCCAGAUCGUCAUUCACAACAAAAGAGUUCGUGAAGGUGUUGACUGCUAUUCAAUAAAUGCAGUUGGUCAAUAUUUGUGGGUGUAUACUCUGCAUAUGCUGUGUAAGAUGUUGGACCUUGUCAAUGAAAUUUAGAGAAAUCGUCUUAUUACUGAUGUUGAGUAAUCAGGGAACCAUGGAAAAAAGUUCAGGGAGCAUGCAAUCGCCUAAGUCUCUUAUUGAUGUGUUUUUGCCUGUUGGCAUUACAACAACUACUCAGCUGAGAGCACUUACCGCCAUUUAGUACUUCCACCAGAAUUUAUAGUUGGACAUAACACAGAGGUCUUACCUACAAAUAUAAUUUACCUGUUUACCAAAUUAGCGUGUCCAAAAAGAAAUUAAACUGCACAUCGUCAGUUCUCUUGUUGAACUACGUACAUACACACUUCGAUAUAUGUACAUAGAUAUUUUUACCACGUUACGCCACUUAUUCAUGUUUCCUUUGUACAUCUGUGUUUGUAUGUACAUAUAUGUAUGUAUGUUCCAACGCUUAAUCAUUCGCCCUAAAAAGAAAGAAAGAACUGUUGCAUGCAUUAUGUAGUCGCUACUUUUUUCUCGUGCUAUUUCUAUUUGCUGUAAGUGGUGAAUUAGCGUAAACUUUACGUGCCACCUCGUAAUUAUCCGCAUUGAAUUUACAGGUAUAUGCUAAGUUUUCCUGGUUGCACGAGUCAUUGACACCGCCCCAACUUUUCAAAAGGUGUGGGUGUGCGUAGGUAAGCCACCGGUUAACCAGCUUUUAUACUCCUGCAACACGUUGCUACAGAGUAUAAUAGCUUUUCAUAUAAGAACUCGUACCUAAAGUACGAAAAUGGACUAAAUCGGCUGAUAACCACGCUCACUCCCCAUAUAACGGUACUGUUAAAAAAUAUGUCAGACAGGUUAAAUCUUACAUCUGAGAUAGUAUGAGAGGGCUUUAAAGAAGUCGAGGUGAAAUUAAGACAUUGGGUGUGGGACCGCCCACUUUCAGGUGAACCCAAUAUCUCGGGACCGGCUCGACCAAUUUCUACCAAAUUUGGUACGUGAUAUACCCCUAACAUUUUUAUGUUACGGUAUGCAAAUGGGCGAAAUCAGACUGCAGCUACGCCUACUUCCCAUGUAAGGCAAUUUUAAAUUCCAUUUGAAACUUUCACUUUACAAUAUACAAGUCUAUUAAUAUAUCAAGAUAAAACUUUGCAUGAAGAGAGCAAAGGUGUGCCAUCUUAUGAUUAAAAUUUUUCCAAAUGGAAUGAAUUGAGUCAAUAUUUUCUUAGCUCCCACCGCAUAUAACGUCCAAUAUAUUGCUUUAAUAAAAUUAAAAAACGUGUUUUCUCAUAACGCUGCAUAUUUGUGCUUAGAAUGAGUAAAAUCGGAUGAAAACUCGCCCUAAAUCCCCUCUAACAUCAACCCUUAUGUACUUGCAGGUACUUUCCUGGCUUUAACCCUUGCAAGUUGCAAGAGUAUAAAAUGCUCGGUCAUACCCGAACUUAGCCCUUCUAAACUUGUUGCUUUUGUUGUUAACAUUUUUAGUCCCACCUGUUAUCGAUUUGCCUCGGCUAGCCAGCAGCAGAACAUUUGUUGAAUUGUCAAUUUCGAAAUGGAUUCACACAUAGCAUGUCUGUUUAUAUAAAUAAGUACAUAUUUACAGUUAAAUAUAUGUAUGUAUAUACUUAAAUAUUAAUGUGCCACAAAUAAAUUCAAUUUAUUAGUAAAAAUUUUGAAUGUAUGUACUUAAUGCUUUAUAUCCACAAUGAAAGAAUAUGUAGUCAUCAACGUUUUAAAGUUGCCACCCAAUUGCAUGCACUCGCUUUGGCGUCAGUCGCGCCUUUAUUUACACAUAUUUCUGUGGGUGGCAGCAAAAGCAAUAAUAAUUUUGUAAAACCAACAUUUACAGUAACGGAUUUAAUGUGGUAAAUUGUGCUUAAAAAUCUUCGGUAAAUAAAUGUUCGCUGAAAGUAUCAUCGAGUAAAUGGAAUAAUUGAUUUGCAAAUGUUUACUACAGUGUUUAUAACGAAUAUACAUCUGCAUAUGUACAUAUGUAUGCACGUUUAAUGUGAAUUACCGAAAUUUGCAUUUAAUUGCGUCUAAUGGCAUUUUAAGUUAAAAUAAACAGUACUUACUUUUUUUUACAUUGUAUGGCAACCACUUAAAGUAAACUUCAAACCUAAAAUUUACGAAAAUUUAUUGCUAUCACUUAAUUUUUAUUAAUCAUAAUAAGUGCACUUAUUGAACCACUAAAACUAGUAAUUCAAAAAUUUUCCUCUUAAUCUUUAUACAAAUUACUCGGAAUUUGCUUCUUCAAAUUGAAAAAUUAAUUUCAUAAAUAAAUAAUAAAUAAAGCGAAUUAAUUUUGGCCAAAAAUUAUUAUUUAACUUAAAAUAAGCAUCAAUUAUUUUUUUACAUUGUAUGGCAACCACUUAAAGCAAACCUCAAGUCCGAUUAUAUAAUGAAACAAAAUUUAUUUCAAAUUGGUUUUUAUCAUUUAAUUAACGGCUUCGCCAAAUGUCUACAAGUGCACUUUUUGAACGACUAUAGCUACCGUAUAUUAUAUGUAUGUAUAUAUUUAGAAGGUGAUAACAAAUAAGUAAAAUUAUUUAAUAUUUGCAUUUGCUUUUUUGGUGGCAAAUUGUGUUCUAUUGUAGUAAUUAUAUUAACAAUGACUCAAAUGUAAAAAAUAACCGGAAACGCAUUAUUUAACCCUGCUGUUAGGUUAAAAAAACUUACGAAUCUUAGGUUAGAGGACCAUUUGGUCCUUACUGCAGUUUUUAUACAAAAUAACAAUUUAAUCUUAGUCUUUAUAUUUAGUUUGGUUCAGUACUUGCUAAAUAUUAUUAUUUUAUUAUUUACUCAACUCUGGUAAAAUAAAAACUAGGCGAGGGGUUCCCCCGUUUUGCAUGUUACAAAGAAAAAAAAAUUGGACCAAAUGGUCCUUAACCUAACAGCAGGGUUAAAGGAACUGUGUUUUUACAUUAGACAAAUAUAAAUAUACUAUAUAUACUAUAUAAAUAUACAAUAUAUACUAUACUGGUUGCUUGGCCAGGUUCCACAUAUGAUUUUUUGAAUUUAGUGUUGUCGUAAUUGAUCCACUUUCCAUUACAAGUAAUAUCUGAUUAAAAAAAGGUCUUUUUUAACAUUUACUCGUAAAGUUUGGCAAUUUUGUUCGAACCUUUUUGUUGUUUACAGUCUCGCAUCUCGACCAAUGAUAACUAGCAUGAUUCCAUUAUUGCAUGAACAUCUGCAUUGCGAUUGGUCAAGAGAAAAACACAAUAGCGGUACUUCGAAACACAUCUAUGACAUCAUAACAGGCGAUCAUUCGUAGAGUUACAAGAGACGACUGUGUGGGUGUUUCAUGAUGAGCCGAAUCCAAUAAAAGUUGUUCGCGCACGAAGCUCUUCCAAGCGAAUGGUUCCCUUUUUUUUGGAAAAAGUAGACAUGUGGAAAUUAUACCACUAUAACAACGCAGAACAGUAAAUUCUGACUGUGAUACAACCAUUUCGCCAAAUUUACCGUUUGUGAGGUGUAUCUCAAGUAAUAAUGAAACCAACCGCCGAAGACGGAUCACUUUUCACCACGAAAAUUCUAGCUCUCUCUCACAUCGACUGAAACAGCUGAUUUUUUGAGCACUCAAAACAUCGAUUUGAUGAGUCAUAUACCGUAGAGUCCUUACUUGGCAAGGAAUGUCUUCUUUUUCAUACCGUGCUAAAGAUAUGAACUAAGAGGUCAACUUUUUCAACACCUGAAGAGGCGGCCUGUUUUUUAAAUACCUCAGUCAGACGGACAAAAGUGUUUCGAUCAUUGGUUCAAACCCAUGCAAAAUUUUAUAGAUUUUAAUGAAGAAUAUUUUGAAAAACAACGGAGCGAUUUUCGAUGAUUAAAAUUUGUUUUUGUUCCCGAAUCCCGAAACAUAAAAGGCAACAUACGUAUAUAU
Messenger RNA from Bactrocera dorsalis (oriental fruit fly), 9997 nucleotides. Its product is annotated as odorant receptor 59a-like. The record is from RefSeq and is a predicted model, not a curated record. NCBI's taxonomy places the organism in Eukaryota, Metazoa, Arthropoda, Insecta, Diptera, Tephritidae. Bases 6 to 1145 code for a protein of 379 amino acids. Gene Ontology annotation, cellular component: plasma membrane. Gene Ontology annotation, biological process: detection of chemical stimulus involved in sensory perception of smell; sensory perception of smell. Gene Ontology annotation, molecular function: odorant binding; olfactory receptor activity. The transcript is spliced from 2 exons.